UGCUGCAUCAUCCAUCACCACCUGCGGUCGCCCAGCCCGCUUCUUAUUCCUCCAACUCCUCCCUCUUUGACUUUCGCCUUUGCAUACGUUGCUUAACUCUGAAAGUAUUUUCAAAGUCGGGUCGCCACGUCCUGCAUAUUGGUUGCAUAUAUCGACCUCGACCUCAGAAUAAGCUCAAUGCCCACCACCCGCUUCUCGCCGCCCCGCCUUGCGAUUCAAUAAACGUCCCGCCUGAGCUGUUGCGCUGAGCCCAGCCCAGCCCAGCUGCCCGCUCUCGGCCGUCCGACGGCAUUCGAGUGAAUCGCAUCAUUUAUCGAUCACCGCCUUGUUUAGCACCGUGCCCAUCUGCCCGCCAUGGACGAGAACAUUGGUCCUCGCCCUUCGGGUUCUCACGGCUCUAUGCCACCUACAACUGCAUCUAACCUACUAGCAAACUUCCUACCAUACGAGCCCAUCUCACGAUCCACGUCCCCAGGUAUUCCUUACCUCAAGACCGACGAAGACGACAAGAAACGCUAUCGGCCUCGAACUUUUGCCUACUUCUCGCAGCUCCCGUUCGAAGUCGAGGAAGAAGCUCAACGCGAUGCUGCUCUGCAGGGCAUCCUCAAACAACUAUACAUUGCUAUACGAGCUGAAGACUUCUCACCAGGAGCUCUUCAUUGGACAAAAGAGCUCCAAGGAUGGCUCAACCUCAAGUUUGAGAUGACGAGAGAGCAGAGGGCAAAGUUGGCUAAACUUUAUUAUUCCCUUGCAUUGGCUCCGGGCUUAGAUGCAACCGCCUCGGACCGCUUCUUGCGCAUGGUCCUCACUCUGACGAGGAAGAAUCAUUAUUUAAAGCCAGGAGAAGAUCUCGUUCUUGAAUGGAGGCCAUUGUGGAACGAAAUCAAAGCAUGGAUUCUCCCCUCAGAAGUCCCCGCGCACCAGAGCAACCGCAAGCGUUCCGCCAAACAACUGCUCAAGCUAUGCACCCAUGCCCAUACGUAUUUCGAUCCUUCCGAACGUCGAGCGAUGCUGGAAGAGUUCUUGCCAUUCUUCAGUGUUAAUGAGCUUCCAAACGCAUAUAUCGUAGCAGGUGUUUUGAAUGCUUUGCUGCCAAGUCACCCCGCUCCCAUCAACGAACCUCAGUCUCAACCGGCCGACAUAUUUCCCACGCUCUUCCACUUGUGGUCCAUCAUCAAUCGAUCAAAGGCAUUCGAUAUCUUCUUCAUUGACCUGCUGUCUCGUCUUGCUAGAGACCACAUAGCCUGCUCCUAUGUCCCAUUUGGAAGCCAUGGCAUCUUUUCCAAGGACCAAUCCGACCUCAUUUUCACAGCCAUUCUCAGGCUCACGCAAAUCCCCGUGGGCCAAGCCAACUCUCCGUAUACCCCACUGGACUAUCUUUCCGGGGCAGGCAUUUAUGUUGAGAAAGAUAAGAAGAAGUAUCCUGUGGCCUACAUGAUCUCUCGCUUGAUCGUGAGCUCUUUGUCUCCGGCUUGCCUGAAGGAAGAUGAUUCUAUUAUCUCGCACUUGGAGGGCCUCAUGGAGUCUAUCGAUACUUUUUUCCAUCCCUCCAACCAGGGCUCAUGGACCACCAUGCUUGGUCAGCUGACCCUUUACCUCACUGAGGCGUUCGUCUCCCGAUGGAAUCGCGAGCAGAGUGGUGAGCUGGAUCUUCCAGAAGAUCGUAAAAUCAACGACGACUUGAAAAAGCGUUUUGUGAUGGCACUCAGAGAAGUGACAUUCAUGGGUCUUUUCUCCAAAAGCAGCCGCGUGUCUUACUACUACUACAGCGCCUUGCAAGGUCUAGCAUAUCUCGAACCGGACCUAGUGUUGCCCGGUGCAUUGCAGCGUUUCUACCCUAGUCUUCAAGGGCUUGUGGAGGUACACAGAACCACCUCAAGUCUGAAUGGACUGCAGAUGAUUGCCAACAUCAUGUCCAAGCAUAAGGGUUAUAGAUGUCACAUCACAGCUCUUCUGGCUCUGGCACUCCCCGGUAUCGAUGCCAACGAUCUAAACAAGACCCAAUACACGCUCAAUUUCAUUCAAAGUGUCGCUUAUAGCAUUCCUAUGGUACCGUUGGUUAAGGAAGGAAGCCACAUCCAUGAUACAACACUAGCCAUGGAGUGGGUCCAAGGACAAAUGGAUCGCAUGGAGCGCGAAGGUCAGAAUGUGAAGUUUGACUAUAAAAACGAACUUAGCGACGAAGAUGAGGCCAGUAUUUUGAGAUCGUCGACUACUGGCUUUGGCGAGUUCAUCCUGACACUUCUCGGGAAAGUGUUCACUCUCCUCGAGAAUUUGCCUGACGCAAACCAAGUCCGUGGCGGAACCCCUGAAGACAAUGUCAUCAAUGCUUUGCCGGCUGCGCUGUCGCCCCUGUUCGCAUCGUUGUCACCGGAGCUUUUCGACAUGGCUCUCGAGAAGGUGGCUACGUUCGUUUCAAGCCAUGUUGUCCAUCAAGCACGAGAUGCAAUGGCAUGGAUCUUAAAUGCGCUCUGCAAAGUCAACCCAGAGAAAACUCUCAAGGUCUUCAUUCCCAUGCUUGUUGUCAAUAUCCGCAACGAGAUUGACUACAACAACGCCGCGUCCGACCGAAGUAGUGGAACAGACUAUCUCCCCCGAGAUCGAGCAUUGGUGUGGUAUGUCAGCAUGCUUGCCAUGGCGGUUGUUCAUGUCGGGAGUGAGGUCUUGAAAUACAAAGACGAGCUCCUGGGCAUUGCGGAGUACAUGCAAGAGAAAUGUCGUGGUCUGCCCACUAUCUUGGUUUCCAAUUACAUCCAUCAUCUCCUGCUCAACUUGACGCACACCUAUCCCAUCGAUCACGCUCUGUACGAGCCCGAGGUCAUCGAACGCGGGCUCGAUGUCGAUGAUUGGGGAAAGACAACUGCCCCGGCCGACCUCAGCAUUCGGUGGCACCAGCCCUCUCCUGCCGAGAUCGAAUUUGCCGUUGAACUCUUUGCUUCCCAAACAAAGUCUGCAAAAGACCAACUGGAAUCGCUCAUGAGUGACAACCCACCAGUGAGCCGUACUGGCAAGAACAAGGAGUGGUCAGAUGAGGUUUCUCGGCUUAUGCAGCAAAUUCGCCUUGUCACUUCAGGCAUGGCCACCAUGUUCGACCCUGAGCGUGCUGCAGGUAUCAUGACUGGAAACACAGAGGAAGACCACGAUGUGGCUCGCGAAGAUGAUGACGAAAUGAUGAUUGACGAAGACCCUCUUGCUGAGGUUGCUGAGGACGAGGAACUCCGACCUCAGUUCCGCUACAAGGCAGGCUAUGCCCUCAAAUCCAGUGACCCUGCUUAUAGCAGAAUCCACGAUUUACGAGAAGAAUUAGGUCAUCUUCUGACCAAAACGCACUCUUUCCUUAACGAGAACCAGGAAGAUGAUGUGAACUCAUUCACCGCUCUGUACGCUGCCUAUCGUACCUGGAUUACUGAUGUUGGCAUUGAGCGCUCUGCUCAUCCCCUGGAGAGGCACGUUCGACUAUACAAGUCUGACAUUGCCGCCUUCAAGAUCAAAGGCUUGAGGAAAGUCUAUCCUCGACCUCUUCUCAUCAAGCGUGCUGAGGCAUAUCAACUUUUGCGACGUAAGCAUAACGCGUCAUCGAGGCAGAAGAGCGAACUUGACAAACGGCUGCUGCUUGAUCUUGCCGAAUCGAGUCUUUCACUUUACGCUGAUGUACGACGAGUUGCGCAGAGCGCUCAGGACUCAUCGUUGAAGUCACUCAUUGGCAGCAAGCCGUUGGUGAUUCCUGUUAUUCUUGAGCGUCUCAGGAAAGCACUUGAGACGAACGACCAUGACCGAAUCAAGGGAGGCAUGUACACUCUAUUGUUCACGUCUCUUUUGAGAACUCUACUCAAGGAUUGGCGCUUUGCCCCUGAAGCCAUGCGAUUGUAUAUCGAGACUGCAGGUAUUGAUAAGCCCUCCAUUCAAAAUUUGGGCUCAUCAGCGUUAUACACUCUAAUUGACUUCGGCAAGCCGUUUGAGCGCAUGAUUAUCAUUAAUGAUGAGAUUGUGGAUACAAUCAAACCUGCUGCUGAUGUCUCUACAGCCAUUGAGAGUCGGCAUCAAUUUAUUCUGCAACGUAGAACGAGAGUCGAGAAGUCCAAGUCUACACUGGGCUUGGAAUUGACAGAGCGUGCCAAGGGUGCUCACUGGAAGAUAGCUACGCGAUGUGCAAUUUUUGCCACCAACUUGUGCCUACGAUUCCAUACCUUGGCGCCCCCUGAGUUUAUCGAUCUCGUUGCUCAGGGCACAAAUGACCCUCACCCUGGGCUUCGUGGCUACUAUCUGAGCGCUUUUACAUCAGUCUUUACAGCUGUUGAUAUGCGGGCCGUCUAUGGCCACGAUUAUCGCAAUUAUCUUCUUGAAAAGGAAGUUGGGGACCGAAACCGCAUCCAAGUUGCUGUCGAAAAAGGUGACGCCGAAUUUACCCACAAUUUCCUUGAGGCCUUCAAGAAGCCCGAAGGGGCUGAGUAUAUGGUGGACGCUGAUCACCCUGGCUGGCUAGUAUGGGGCAAGAAGUUCACGGCCUACCGAGCGAAACCGCACCCUUUCAAUGCAUACGAUGACGUUGAAACCGCUGUGCGCGAUCAAAUGGGUCGGAUCUUGAACCGCGAGUGGCUAUCUCAGUGCUUCGACUAUCUGAAGCAAGAACCGCGAGACGCGUCGACGGACAGAUUUCGCAUGAGCAAUGUUUACCUGUUGAUGCACGUUUUUGACUUGAUGCACUACGGCAAAACAUUGGUCACUCUGGAUGAUGUCAAGGAGCUGGUGAAGGAGGUCUUUGGUGAUGGUAACGACAAGCAUCAGCAUCGAGCGACCUCGGAAAUCAUGGGCGCUUUGCUCGCGGGCUCCAGUGAUGAUCCUCCUGAAAUCCGAAACCGCGUUUGGGAGUAUGCUGCGCCGUUCAUGCUGAACAUCUUUGCGGACGACCUGACACCCGACAACUUGCAAUACUGGCUCACUUGUCUACACCUCGUUCUUGACUCCAAGGAUCCACGUCGAUCGCAUGAGAUUGUGGAUACUCUCAGAGCAUUCCGACUCGAUAUGACAUCAAACGCGGCUUUCAAAGAAUCGUCAAAGGUUCAACUUCUGGAGUUCAUUGUUGCGGAUGGUGGUUGGCACUUCCGACAUGACCAGCCAAUUCUUGAUGACUUCCUCGCCCACAUCGAUCAUCCCUACAAGGCGGUACGUGAGGCCAUUGGCCGCGUGUUGUCAGUCAUAUAUAAGACUCGAUACCACGAGUCAUUUGAGAAUGUCAGCAAGCUGUUAGAACAAAACAAGGCUGCUUCGCCAACCGGUAUCAGGCCUUACCAACCAACAGAAGAGUUCUCAGCCACUAUCAAAGACGUUUUCCAACGACUCGAGAAAUGGCGACAUGAGAGAACACCUGGUCAGCAGACUCCCAGUUCUUAUACCUCGGGCUCCAAAACCGUGCUUAUGUGGCUCGACUGUACACUAUCUUCCCACGAGUGUACUCAGCUCGUGCCUUUCUUCCCCACCCCCUUUAUGGAGGAACUACUACACAUGAUGGAUGUCAAGGAAGAUCCCGAGCUUAUGAGACUUGCGUAUCACGUAUACCGUCACUUGCCCAACAUUCCUUUCCGAGAUGGCGAGGACACAGAAUUUAUCGAUGCACUCAUCCGCAUUGGCAAGACGUCGAGCAGCUGGCACCAGCGGCUUCGAGCCCUGGUCAAUAUGCAGGUCAUCUAUUUUAGACGUAUUUUCCUUACGCGAGGCGCUCAAAGAGAAGCGCUCUUUACCGCUGUGUCUGACAUGCUGGGCGACACACAGCUCGAGGUGCGUUCCUGCGCGUCUACUACGCUCGCAGGCAUGAUACGCUGCUCCCCCCGUCGUAUCCGUGACCCUACGAUUGCACGCCUCAAGGCCCGUUUUGAAGAUGAACUGGAACGAAAUCCCAUGCCAAAGCGAAACCGCCAUCUUGCUGGGACGGAUACCCCAGUCGAUAUUCACAAGCAAAUCACAAGGCGCCAUGCUGCAAUCCUUGGGCUGGGCGCAUUGAUCGAGGCGUUCCCUUAUGCAACCCCUCCACCUGAAUGGAUGCCUGAGGUACUGGCAAUGCUAGCACGCAAGGCUGCUGCUGAUCCUGGAGUUGUGGGUAAAGCGACAAAGACAAUUCUCAGCGAAUUCAAGAAGACGAGACAGGACAGUUGGACGGUCGAUCAAAAGUACUUUACUUCCGAACAACUGGAGGACCUUGAGGGAGUACUCUGGAAGAGUUACUUUGCCUGAGGACAUCAUCUUAUGAAGGAAGACUGGGCUCAACCUCAGACUCGACGAACGACAAAAAAAGUGGAACAAGUGCCAGACCACGUGCGCUAUGUACGUUUAUUAUGGAUAAGCAUUGAAUGAUAAAGGCGAAAUGGAUAGAGCUUGUAUAUGGUGCCACAGGUUCGGGAGUGCAGGAAGGACUUGCAGGCCCUUUGAUUUAGGUAUUGAUACCAUCUCUGGCAUUGCAAUAGAAGAUGCCCUUGACUAUGGAUCAAAGGAUGUGCAUCGGAACGGAUAUAUCAUACCAGAAUCUAUUAGUUCCAGUGCCCUAUAGGGUAACAGUAAAAGAUCAAGCACC
Molecule: messenger RNA, 6565 nt
Organism: Fusarium redolens
Lineage: Eukaryota; Fungi; Ascomycota; Sordariomycetes; Hypocreales; Nectriaceae
Exons: 3
Coding region: 355-6228 (1957 amino acids)
Biological process (GO): proteasomal ubiquitin-independent protein catabolic process
Cellular component (GO): cytosol; nucleus
Molecular function (GO): peptidase activator activity; proteasome binding
Source: RefSeq, a predicted model, not a curated record